AUGUUAAGCAAAUCAAUAUCAAAUGCACUACCUAUGGCGCCCUCUAAAAUAGAUGGAAUGGGCCGAACUUUUAAAGUUAAAUGUGCAACAUGGGCACUUGAUCAUAAUGUUGGUGUUGUAAUAAGUAAUGGUCAAAUAGAUAAAGGAAUAUUAAAUAUUAUUGAUGGAAAAAAGGUUGGAACAUUUUUUACAAAUACACCAACACAAACAUUACCAGUUGAUGUUCAAGCUCUUAAAGCUCGUGAUGGUAGUCGACUUUUACAAAAAUUAACAACAGAACAACGAAAAAUAAUUAUUAAUAAAAUGGCAUCAAAUUUAGUUGAAUAUUCAAAAGAUAUUCUUCAAGCAAAUAAACAUGAUUUAGAAGAAGCAACGAAAGAAGGUCUUAAAACAUCAUUACUUGGUCGACUUGGUCUAUCAGAAAAAAAAUUAAAAACUUUAUCGAUUGGUCUUCAACAAAUAGCUGAAAAAACUAAUGUGCUUGGACAAAUUGUUCGACAAACACGUUUAGCUGAUGGACUCAUGUUAAAACAAAUAACAGCCCCAAUUGGUGUUCUUCUUGUUAUAUUUGAAUCUCGACCAGAUAGUUUACCACAAAUUGCUGCUUUAUCUAUUUGUUCAGGAAAUGGUCUUUUAUUAAAAGGUGGUUCAGAAGCGAAAUAUUCAAAUGAAAUAUUAACAAAAUUAAUGCAAGAUGCACUUGAGCCAUUUGUUCCUCGUGAUACAAUUGCUUUGAUUAGUACACGUGAACAAGUAGCUGAUCUUCUUCAAUUAGGAAAAUACAUUGAUCUUGUUAUCCCACGUGGUUCAAAUGAACUUGUUCGUACCGUACAAAAACAAAGUGUACAAAUACCUGUAUUAGGCCAUGCUGAAGGUAUUUGUCAUGUAUUUAUUGAUAAAGAUGCAGAUUUAGAUAUGGCUUUACGUAUUGUACGAGAUUCAAAAUGUGAUUAUCCAAGUGCAUGUAAUGCUAUGGAAACAUUACUUGUACAUAAAGAUCUUAUUCGAACAUCAUUUUUUGAAUCACUCAUUGAUUUAUUUCGUGCUGAAAAGGUCAAAGUUUAUUCAGGUCCACGUCUUUCUACAUUACUUGCAUUUCCACCACCACCAGCAAAUUCAUUACGUAUCGAAUACGGAGAUUUACAAUGUUGUAUUGAAGUUGUAGAUGAUGUUAAUGAUGCAAUUGAACAUAUUAAUAAAUUCAGUUCAAAUCAUACAGAUUCAAUCGUAACAGAAAAUAAAUAUACUGCCAAUGAAUUCAUAACUAAUAUUGAUAGUGCAUGUGUUUUUCAUAAUGUUAGUACACGAUUUUCUGAUGGUUAUCGAUUUGGUUUAGGUGCUGAAGUUGGUAUUAGUACAGGUCGUAUUCAUGCUCGAGGUCCUGUUGGUGUUGAAGGUUUAUUAACAACAAAAUGGAUUGUUCAAGGUAAUGGUGAUGUUGCAGCUGAUUUUACUGAAGGAAGAAGAAGAUUUAUUCAUGAAUCAAUCAAUCCACGACAAUCAAAUGUCUCAUAA
Rotaria sp. Silwood2 is the source of this 1515-nucleotide messenger RNA. Lineage: Eukaryota; Metazoa; Rotifera; Eurotatoria; Philodinida; Philodinidae. The record is from the annotation of a GenBank genome assembly.